This is a messenger RNA of Micropterus dolomieu (smallmouth bass), 1346 nucleotides long. It is a transcript of the gene emp3a, whose product is annotated as epithelial membrane protein 3a. Bases 169 to 666 code for a protein of 165 amino acids. The transcript has 6 exons. Gene Ontology annotation, cellular component: plasma membrane. The record is from RefSeq and is a predicted model, not a curated record. NCBI's taxonomy places the organism in Eukaryota, Metazoa, Chordata, Actinopteri, Centrarchiformes, Centrarchidae.
AUGAUUUUUUCAACCUUGAAGUUAAUGAAGAAACUGCAUGUUCACCAAAUGACAAUUCCAUUAUUUGCAGCGGUUAAAACCAGAGCAGAAGGAGGAAAGCAGCAACUGGGAUAAAGACGAUCAAAGACAAUCACUCAAAAAAGCUGAAGGAUUCAUCUCCAAGCAGCCAUGGUCUUCCUGCUCAUAUCCCUAACCGUGCUGCAUCUGCUCACCUUGACCAUGCUCUUCAUCGCCACCCUGGAGAAGUCCUGGUGGGUAUGGACUGAUACCGAAAUCACAGACCUCUGGUAUAACUGCUUCCAUGAUAAUGCCACGAACACCUGGUUGUGUGCAGCUACGAAUGAGAGCGACUGGCUGCAGUCUGUCCAGGCCCUCAUGGUCCUCUCUGUGGUCUUCUCCUCCAUCUCCUUCCUCAUUUUUCUGGGCCAGCUGCUCACCUUAUCCAAAGGAGGACUCUUCUACUUCACAGGCCUCUGUCAGGCCUUUGCAGGUUUCACAGUCUUUGCUGCUUGCCUCAUCUUCACCUUCCACAGAAAGGAGAUCUUAAAUGACUCCAGAGAUCUGAGCAAAGGACGCUUUGGCUACUGUUUCAUCCUGGCAUGGCUGUGUGUCCCUCUCCUCCUGGUCAGUGGAGUCCUAUAUGUCCACCUGCGCAAGAAGCAGUGAGCCAAAACCCCCCGAAAGGCUGGAAAAACCCUCUUUUUAAUGAGUGUGACGGUCGUGGCUCACAUCAGUCACUUUCCAGUUAACUGUAAGCACACAUGAGGAAAUAAGAUGACUGAGAAAGAAAAGAUAAAAUUCUGUUUUAUUUAUAACUCAUGAUCUAUCCUGAGACACAUUGUUAUCAACCAAGACCAGAUCAAGGAAACUAAAAAUCAUUUAACGCUGUAAGAUAAAAAGCUCAUUAUGAAUGUGUUACAUGAAGGAUUCUGACAGGUAUCUGUAUUAGGUAAUGAAUUCCUAACUUGUUGUGCUUAAUACAUGAUUUUUGUAUGUAUAUAUAUUUGUGUUUACUGAUUAAAAAACAAUAAACGGAUUGUUGUCACUUUGUAAGAAAUCUUCCCAUUUGUUAGUUUCACCGAAUGGCUAACACUUGUUUUGUUCUGUAUGAAGUGCUUUAUAUGUAGCACAGUGGGUGCAAUCCCCUGACAUAACACUAUGGAUGGGAAAGGGUGCACUAUCUUUGUCAUUCAAUCAAUCACUCAUUGUUUGGUAGCAUUCAUUGUUUAAAGUUAAAUAAAGCACUUCAAUUAACUUUUAAACUUUUUUAUAUUUCCCUGUUGCUUUUAUGUUUUAUGUAAAGCACUUUGAAUUACCUUGUUGUUGAAAUGUGCUAUACAAAUAAA